AUGCGAUAUCAUAGACCUUUAGAUAUAACCCUAAUCUCCGCUUCGGACUUGAAAGAUGUCAACCUCAUGUCCAAGAUGGACGUCUACGCCGUCGUUUCGAUCUCCGGUGACAACGCCAAGAAGCAGAAGACUCCGGUCGACAAAGACUCCGGUUCCAAUCCCAAGUGGAAUUACACCGUCAAAUUCACCGUCUUCGAAAGCGCCGUACAACAGAACAUGUUAACCCUCAAAAUCAAGCUCGUCUCCGAUAGGAGCUUCGGCGAUAAAGAGAUCGGAGAGGUUCAGCUCCCGAUCAAGGAGCUUCUGGAUAAUUACAAAGACGAGAGUGGCGAGAAGCGCGUGAGUUACAGCGUCCGCUUACCUAACGGAAAAUCCAAAGGUAAUCUCAACUUCGCCUACAAAUUUGGGGAAAAGAUCACGGCUCAAGCUCCAGCUCCAGCUCAGCCGGCUUAUAAGGCUGCGGCUGGAGAGCCUGUCGUGGCUUACCCACCCGGUCACGCCGCCGGGCCCAGUCACGGGUACCCGGCGCCUGGUGGAUACCCACCUGCCGGAGCGUACCCCUAUCCACCACCUGGUGGUUACCCACCUCCUCCUCAAGCUGGUUACGGAUAUCCACCACCACCGGUAGCUGCACCCGGAUAUGGGUACUCACCUUACCCGGUUCAACAACCGGGUUAUGGGUACCCGCCUCAGAAGCCGAAAAGGAACGGCGGAAACAUGGCGCUUGGAUUGGGAGCCGGUUUGCUUGGUGGUUUGUUGGUCGGAGAUAUGAUCUCCGAUGCUUCCGAUAUGGGUGGCUUCGAUGACGGGGGCUUUGAUUUUUAGUUGUUUUUUUUUUCUCUUUCUGGUUUAUUCUUUUUUUUUUUAAAUAUCAGAAAAAGUGUGACUUUGAUGUAAAUGAUGGGAGGUUUUUGAAGUAAUCGAAAGGUUUAAUCGAAUAAAUUACUAUAGAAA
Molecule: messenger RNA, 954 nt
Organism: Humulus lupulus (European hop)
Lineage: Eukaryota; Viridiplantae; Streptophyta; Magnoliopsida; Rosales; Cannabaceae
Product: protein SRC2 homolog
Exons: 2
Coding region: 1-825 (274 amino acids)
Biological process (GO): defense response
Source: RefSeq, a predicted model, not a curated record